AUGCGCAUGUGUCGUCGAGAUUUUGGGUAUAUAAGUAGGUAAAUGCCUACUCAGAAGACCUUCUUUCAUAACCGACCCUCAAUCCUCUCUCCUCAUUGGCUUCCAACACGAAGAUCCAACUCAAAGUAAGCUGCCAUAUUCUAUUGCCAUUUGGCAACCAAACACCAAAAUCGACAUCCAAAAUUUAAGCAGCCUACCAAAUCUAUUUCCAAUUACCAACCAAGCACCAAGCACGAAUAUGACGUUUACCAUCGUUACUCUCGUUACUCUUCUCGCGACUGCUUCAGCUGCAGUUAUUGACAACGACAAUGGUCUUUUCAAGAGACGAGGAUUGACAUGCCUAGGCCACAGAGUAAUUUGA
This is a messenger RNA of Hymenoscyphus albidus, 361 nucleotides long. The record is from the annotation of a GenBank genome assembly. Lineage: Eukaryota; Fungi; Ascomycota; Leotiomycetes; Helotiales; Helotiaceae.